This is a messenger RNA of Fusarium verticillioides 7600, 558 nucleotides long. RefSeq lists its product as hypothetical. The transcript has a single exon. The record is from RefSeq and is a predicted model, not a curated record. Bases 62 to 406 code for a protein of 114 amino acids. NCBI's taxonomy places the organism in Eukaryota, Fungi, Ascomycota, Sordariomycetes, Hypocreales, Nectriaceae.
CAAAACUGAGCCCGUCUAAUUGCGAGUGACCAAAACUUUUGCACAAGAGAAGGUGAUAUGAAUGAUUGUGAAGGCAGGGCAAGCCAGAAUAAGGCACCUUAAGCAAGCUAGUAACGGUACAAGGUUUAAGCAGGCUGGUGAUGAUGUAGUGGUUGGAGCUCCGCCCACAACGAAAGUUGCCCCUCUUUCAGAUCGGAUCAACGAUUGCACACGAGCGGGAGCUGGUACUGAUACUGAUGGGCACAAAAUGAUGCCGCGAGUUGCUAUUGCCGUGGGCUUCUUCCCUCUUGUGAGCUCGCUUGCGGUGCCUUGUGUCGUUUCGUGUCCAAAAGGAGGCGCCAACUUGUCAAGACGAUAUCUCUUUAGCGGCAAUUGGUUAACUGCUGCAGCUCUAGCAUGUAACUAGUAGCUUAUAGCAGCCGCGAGGAUGGCAAGAAUGACACGGGCUGGGUCAGAGCAUAGAGAGCAAUGCAAUGAUGUCGAUAGUUCUAAUAGACUUGGGUGAAAGUGGGCGAGACGUGUAGUAGCGUGCACAAGACCAAAUAGUACACGAGUGAC